Messenger RNA from Plectropomus leopardus (leopard coralgrouper), 1847 nucleotides. RefSeq names its product charged multivesicular body protein 1b. Gene Ontology annotation, biological process: vacuolar transport. The record is from RefSeq and is a predicted model, not a curated record. Lineage: Eukaryota; Metazoa; Chordata; Actinopteri; Perciformes; Serranidae.
GUGAGAGGCUGGGUGUUUCUUUGUAUCUGUGCGUAACCAGACUGAGUGUUUGUCUCAAAAAAGACCUUCGCCAUGUCGAAUUUGGAGAAACACCUGUUUAACCUCAAAUUUGCUGCCAAGGAGCUCAACCGCAGCUCCAAGAGAUGUGACAAAGAGGAAAAGGCAGAAAAGGCUAAAGUGAAGCAGGCUAUCCAGAAGGGUAAUAUGGAGGCAGCAAAGAUCCAUGCAGAGAAUGCCAUUCGUCAGAAGCAUCAGUCCAUUAACUUCCUGAGGAUGAGUGCACGUGUGGAUGCUGUGGCUUCUAGGGUCCAGACUGCUGUCACUAUGAACCAGGUAUCUAAAUCGAUGUCUGGAGUGGUGAAGUCGAUGGAUGCUACUCUGAAAAGUAUGAACUUGGAGAAGAUCUCUGCAUUAAUGGACAAGUUUGAAAACCAGUUUGAAACUCUUGACGUGCAGACAGCUCAGAUGGAGGACACAAUGGGCAACACCACAACUCUGACAACACCUCAGAAUGAAGUGGAUACGCUGUUGCAUGAGAUGGCUGAUGAAGCAGGGUUGGAUCUUAACCUGGAGCUUCCUGCAGGCCAGACUUCCUUGCUGGCUUCAUCUGUGGCGUCAACAGAGCAGGACGAGCUCUCCCAGAGGCUGGCCAGACUGCGAGACCAGGUGUCGUAAUGAUGCAGAAAAUAACGAGAUCCGGAGGAGGGAGCAGAGCAGAAGACACGAGACAAGACAGGGAGUGAAAAAGUGGAGAAUAAACAAAAGAAGGUGCCAUGUGCCUGAAAGCUCUGUGUUCCAGGUUUGUUCUGUAGUGAGAAGUGAAGGAGCUGUUUAACAGCAGGAAAGGACCAAGAGGAAAAAAACUGGAUAUUUACAGUCCUGCUACUAACUGCAUCACAUGCAGUCCCUCUAUAAUAAUGUUCAUUUGCACACUCGUAUUUAAACUUGUAUUCUGACUCUUUAGUAGCUCAAUAACAGGACACCACUGUGCUGGCAUGUUUCUUUAUUUUAAAGUGGUACACCUUAUAUGGGAUUUUUGGUGCAAAUUGUUAAGAAAAAAACAAUGUGUACUGCUUAAUAAUACCUCAUUCCAAAGUGAUUACACACUAUGUACAAAAUGUAAAGAUCCCUAUUUGUUUAUUUACUUGUGUAUUUAUUUACACAAGUAUUUAUAAAUUAUAUUUAUUUACUGCCUGUUUUACUGACUGAUUGUUAAGAGCAUGUUUAUAUUGUUACUGUUAUAUCUUAUCUGCUCUGGCUGUUGAAUUGUCUGUCACUGUUUUGGCUGCAAUGCCGAAACACAAACUUGUUUUAUGCUGUGUUGUUGGGCUAAAUGUUGCCUCAAACAUGCUUUGGAGAAAGCUGGAAUAUCACUGAUUUGCUGCACGUAGCAGCAGCGGUGUGGACUUGAGUGACAUGACUCAGACUCAAGUCAUAGAUUGUCAUAGAUUUGAUGACUUAAGACUCAACUAAACAAAAGACUUGCAACUCGACUUGGACUUUAACACCAGUGACUUGUGACUUUAGUUGGAUUUGAGCCUUUUGACAUGAAAAGAUGUACUUUUCCCUCAAAGCUGCAAGAUUGAAAAGUAUGUUAUUUACAAAGUGUGCCACAAAUCAAUUUCUUUCCUGCCAUCUCCUGAAUCAGCUGAUGUAAAUGCUAUUUAUUUCUAGCAAGCUGUUACUGAAUCACCCAGAUCUGCUUUGUUUGAACCAAUCUGACAGCAAUUCAGUCAAGUUGCAGGAGAAAACCAUGGAUAACUAACUAUGUAACAAAUUGAAUAUGUAAGUAAGUAAGUAAGUAACUAACUCAUUUUAACAAAUGAAUACAAAUUCUGAACAAGCAU